Teleopsis dalmanni is the source of this 1311-nucleotide messenger RNA. Its product is annotated as leucine-rich repeat transmembrane neuronal protein 2-like. The record is from RefSeq and is a predicted model, not a curated record. The transcript has a single exon. The annotation marks the transcript as partial. NCBI's taxonomy places the organism in Eukaryota, Metazoa, Arthropoda, Insecta, Diptera, Diopsidae. Gene Ontology annotation, cellular component: extracellular matrix. Gene Ontology annotation, molecular function: protein binding.
AUUAAGACGCGUUAAUUUUCGAGGAUAUCUAAAAUGAACUUAAGAAAAAUUGUGCUUUUAUUUUUGACAUUUUGCCUAUGCAGUGUGAAUUGCCAACAAGAUUUGUCACUUGAGUGUGAUGAAAUCGACAGUGAGGAUUACUAUGAUGUUGAAAAACCGUUUUGUACAAUUAGUAACUUUAAAGUAAAUCAUAAUCAAAAUGUGAAAAUUCGCAAUUAUUCAGGCUGGGUUGUUAGUUCUAUAAAAUUCAUGAAAUUCUACGAAUCAUCGCUGCUGUAUAUACCUUUCAAAUUAUUUGAGGAGUUCCCGCAUUUACAAACACUGGAUGCAUCUGCAACACAGAUUUUAGAAAUAACCCGCAACACAUUUAGUUCGGCUGGUAACUUAACCUUUCUCAACCUCGCUGGUAAUGAACUGACCAAAAUCAGCACUUCUGUAUUUGUGGGAGCCAAUAGUUUGCUGCGCUUGGAUUUGUGCCACAAUAAAUUAGAGGAGUUGAGCGAAUUUUCUUUCAAUGGCUUAAAGCACCUCAACUCAAUUAUGUUAUGUGCCAACCAGCUUAAAGAAAUUCCGAGUUCUCUUUUUAAAGAUAAUCUCUUCUUAAACGUCGUCCGUUUGGAAAACAAUUUACUGGAACAUAUUGCACCAGAAGUAUUUUACGAUUUGUUUCUUUUACAUGAAGUGAAUUUGAUAGGCAAUAAACUGCGAACUAUCGAUCCUAAUACAUUUUACCGGUCAUAUAGUUUAGAUGAUCUGUUUAUUUCAACAAAUCGUUUUACUGAAUUUUCUUUAUCCAAUAAAAGCAUAAUGCGUCAUCUGGAAAUUAAUGAAAACAAUCUGACUUCGAUUUUUAUCAAUGGUACUAAAUAUGUGCAUGCAGAGAACAAUCACAUCUCUACAAUACAUAUGAUUAACUCAUUAUUUUUGGAGAGUUUAUUUCUGGCUCACAACAACAUAAGUGAUAUUAAAAAUAUAACUAAAGCUUCCGGGUUACUAGAACUUAGUCUAUCCCACAACAAAAUUGGACAGUUAAACAUAACUACCUUUGACAAUUUGAAACGUUUACGUAAACUAAUUUUAAGAAAUAUUGGAUUGAAGUAUAUUGCUUUCGGCAUGUUUUCCAAGCAAGUACAUCUAGAAGUACUGGAUCUAUCUUUCAACAAUUUGACUACUUUAAAUUUAGACAUUUUUGUACCAUAUAUGAUAAACCUUGUUCAAUUCUAUGUGGACGGUAAUAAUUUAACCGAAAUACAAGGCAAACACAGCUUCGCUAUGGCUUUUCAAAAUCUAUCAACACUCGGCAUAUCACAA